AUGAAGAAGUCGUGUGAAACCGGAUCUGUGCGUGCAGAACAACGGCUGCGUGAAGACGUGCGGCGCACUGUGCGAAUGAUGACAGGACGAAGCGCGUGGUUCAUUCAUGUCGCGGUGCAAGCGAGAGCGGGCGGUGACGCAACACCGCGAGGUCGCCCUGCACCUGGCGCCGCUCCCCCCCUCCCCCCCCUGUCGGCCACCACGACACACAAUGGAAAUUUAAUAUGCACUACACUCAGCUCUGUGGUAGACCAUACUGAUCCCUUAGUUAUUAAUAGGUCGCGCAUCCGAAUGAGGUCUGUAGUACUGCGCCUCGGAGACCUGCACUGA
Messenger RNA from Arctia plantaginis, 330 nucleotides. NCBI's taxonomy places the organism in Eukaryota, Metazoa, Arthropoda, Insecta, Lepidoptera, Erebidae. The record is from the annotation of a GenBank genome assembly.